AUGAGUUCAUCUUCACUCCCACGUGCGUCGAUCGACCAGCAACGCACCAUUGCCAAAAUCUGCCGCCAGAAUCCACCGCCACCAGUCCACCACUUGAAGGCCGUCGUUGUCCUCCUUGGUCCUUUAGAGCAAACACUGACUUCAUCAAAAACCAGUCCAGAACCAAUUUAUAAUAUUGAUAGUGAUGAACUUGAGGCUGAAAGUGAAGACAUUCAAUGUGAUGUGAAUGUUGAAGAUAGUGUCAAUGUCGAAGAUGGAGUGAAUGUGAUUCCCUCUUCAAGUAGUGGUCCGUUAGAGCCAUUCAUUGGUAUGAUAUUUGAGGAGGUCGAAGACGCCCAAGCAUUUUACAAGGCAUAUGCAAGGCGACAAGGAUUCGCAAUCCGGACGAAUCAUACUCGAUUGUCGAAAGAUGAUAAAACUCUUUGUGCAGUAGACUAUGUUUGCACAAGGGAAGGAUUUCGGCGAGUAAGUCGGAAAGACACAGAUCGACAACUCCCUGAACCCGUUGAGACAAAGAUUGGAUGUAAGGCAAUGAUGAAAAUAAAGAAAGAUGGUGAAAAGUGGAUAGUCAACAAGUUUGUGGUUGGACAUAAUCAUAUUCUACUUACACCGAGAAGUACUAGCUUCCUUCGUGGGCAUAGGGGAGUUACUAAAGUCCAAAAAAAACUUAUUAUGACUUUGAAUGAGUCCGGUGUACCGACAAGGAAAAUAAUGUCGGUAUUGAGUAAAGAUUCAGGUGGUGAAUUUAAUGUCGGUUGUAUUGGCAAGGAUGUAGAAAAUUACUUAGGAAGCAAAAGGAGGAAAAUAUUUGAAGAAGGGGAUGCACAAAGGUUAUAUUCAUUCUUUCUUGAUCGACAACUCAAAGAACUUGGGUUUGUUUUCUCCAUGCAAGUUGACAAGGAUGGGAGUAUGGGAAGCUGUUUUUGGGCUGAUGCGAGAUCAAGAGCUGCAUAUCAAUAUUUUGGAGAUAUUGUUACAUUUGAUGCCACUUACCUUACCAAUAUUUAUAAGAUGCCAUUUGUGCCAUUUUCUGGAGUUAAUCAUCAUCACCAGACCAUAAUGUUCAGUUGUGCUUUGUUGGUUAAUGAAACGGGAGAAUCAUAUACAUGGUUAUUGAGAACAUGGCAAAAGGCAAUGCUUGGGCGUGCCCCUUCAACGAUAAUUACCGAUGAUGACAAGGCGAUGGCUAAGGCAAUUGUAGAGGUACUCCCGAAUACAACUCAUAGGUUGUGCUUGUGGCACAUAUUACAAAAAUUUUCCGAACACUUGGCCCAUGUAUACAACAAGUUUCCGGACUUUCAGAAAGAUUUUCGUCAUUGCAUACAUGAGACAAUUACUACUGAUGAGUUCGAACAAGAAUGGGUUUUGAUUGUGGUGAAGUAUGACCUAGGAGAAAAUACUUGGCUGCAAAAUCUUUACAGCCGACGGGAUAAGUGGGUACCGGCCUACUUGCGUUCGACAUUUUGUGCUGGCACUAUGGUUAGUGACUUUGUGCAUCAGUAUGAGAAAGCUAUAGAUGCACGUUACUUUAAAGAGAAAGAAAAGGAUGUGCGGACAAAAUCUACGAGGGCGAUAAUGAGGACACCUUUUAAAAUUGAAGAGGAGGCGGCGAUUGUUUAUACAAGAAAGUCUUUUACGAUCUUCCAAGAUGAGCUGUUCAAUAGUCUACGGUACCAAGCAAGAAAAUUGUAUGUGAGUGGUGAGGCCAAGACAUAUGGAGUGACUGCCCAUGGUAAAGAAACACCUAUUUACCACGUGACUUUGGAGGGUGAUGAAGGACAUGCUACAUGUACAUGCUAUAUGUGGGAGUUUAUGGGGAUUCUUUGUAGGCACAUAUUAUGUGUUUUUGGCAAGAAAGCGAAGUUAAAUAUAUUGCCACAACAUUAUGUUCUAGAUAGAUGGACUAUUAAUGCUAAGAGUCGACCCAUUCCCGACAUACCAUGUUCUGAUGACCAAGUGCGGCAAGGAUAA
This is a messenger RNA of Juglans regia (Persian walnut), 1971 nucleotides long. Its product is annotated as protein FAR1-RELATED SEQUENCE 5-like. Gene Ontology annotation, molecular function: zinc ion binding. The transcript is spliced from 3 exons. The record is from RefSeq and is a predicted model, not a curated record. Lineage: Eukaryota; Viridiplantae; Streptophyta; Magnoliopsida; Fagales; Juglandaceae. The coding region runs from base 1 to 1971 and encodes 656 amino acids.